AUGCCCACCGACAAGAUCUCCAAAAGGUGGCUCGAGGGCGCGACCGAAUGGGCUCCCGAGGACGACUGGGACCCGCACGCGUACUGCGAGUGGCUGCACCGCCUCGCGGAGGCGAAGAACGGUCUUGCAACAAAGUGCCGCGACAUCGACUGGGCGCUCAUUCAGGAGGUCAAGGCGCUCUGCGACAAGCACAAGUCCGGCUACAAGUCCGGGACAAAGGACGUGCAUGUCACGGACGCUGGCAAGAUCCUCGUGCGCUACAUCAGCGCCUACAAUUGGUACACGCGCGCCUCGUUCGAGCAGGUCGAGGACAACCGCAAGGUUCAUCGUACCCUCAUGCAUCUUGGGGACCUGGGCACUGCCAUGAAGCAGUAUGAUGUUGCGCGGAUGUUGGAUAAGGCUGCGAAUAAGGUCCACAUGGACAAAGCCGUCAAGGAGAUAUUCGCUGAGUUCAUGAAAGACGCCGAAGCGGGUCUACCAGUCUGUCUCGACUGGCGCAUGAAGCUCAACCCGCACGAUUCCACCUCGAACGCGUUCUUCGAGACCCUGAUCGACAAGCGCCAGGAGAAUGGCUCCCUCCCCAAGGUCUCGGAGCUGGGCCCCAUCAUCGAGCAGCUCAUAAAGGACCGCCCGAAUGCUUUCGCAAAGUGGAUGGUUACGGAUAUACCCAAGGUAAUCGAAUCCGACAAGCGACUCGAGCUGCUCGUGCGCCUGCGCACUGAUGCCGGUCUUCCAAACCUCGCUGAGAACUUUGAGAAAUCGUACAUCUGCCUCAAGCCGCUGGUGGGCUCGCCCGAGCUCGGGUUCUUGCUCCAGAAGGCUGGCAGGCUGGAGAAGGAGAGUCUGUCAUGGGAGCAGGUGGUUGGGCCUGCGGUCACGGCGAUCCAGAACAUGGGCCUCCAGUCGAAGGGCUGCAGUGCUGAAGUGCUGGCGGGUAUUGCGAAGGAAUACAUGAGGCCUGUACUCUAA
Messenger RNA from Aspergillus mulundensis, 969 nucleotides. RefSeq lists its product as uncharacterized. The record is from RefSeq and is a predicted model, not a curated record. Lineage: Eukaryota; Fungi; Ascomycota; Eurotiomycetes; Eurotiales; Aspergillaceae. The transcript is spliced from 2 exons. The coding region runs from base 1 to 969 and encodes 322 amino acids.